Molecule: messenger RNA, 2743 nt
Organism: Eriocheir sinensis (Chinese mitten crab)
Lineage: Eukaryota; Metazoa; Arthropoda; Malacostraca; Decapoda; Varunidae
Product: UDP-glycosyltransferase UGT5-like
Exons: 7
Coding region: 72-1547 (491 amino acids)
Molecular function (GO): UDP-glycosyltransferase activity
Source: RefSeq, a predicted model, not a curated record
UGUGUUGGAAGGGAGGAAAGAAAACUUUACUGUGUUUUGAUUACGUGCAUUCAAGUUGGUUUCCACAACAGAUGAAGGGGGUGACGCUAUGUAUGCUGGCAGCAGCCUUGAUAUUGAGUGUCGCAGGGAGCCUGCCGCCCCCAGAGAGAUCCUAUAACAUCCUCGUGCUCUUUCCUGUCGCUUCCAAAAGUCACAGGAAUGCGCUCAUGCCCGUCGCCGAGGCUUUGGCAGACCGAGGCCACAAGACGAGGACAGAUGGAGCUGGUGGCUUAUCAGUAAUGCAAAAGGUUCUGCCCGCCAUGGCCCGGAAACUGUAUACAGUGCCAGCUGUCAAGAAAUUAUAUGAAAAAAGGAAAGAGUUUGACCUCGUUGUUAUCAACCAUCUAUUCAACGAGCUCGCGUAUCCCUUCGCGCACGAGGUUCCCUUCAUCACCGUAUCACCCCCCGGGAUGGACCCCCGCCAGAGUGCAGUCUUAGGUAAUGUUCUCAGUCCAUCUUACGUCCCCAACCUUGUGGUCAGCACGCCCUUCCCCAUGUCCAUCUGGCAACGGAUGAAGAACACGGCCAUGCACAUCUACUUCGCUUUCUACUGGAGGAACUGGGGUGUAAUUCCGCUGGUGCAGAAGGAGAUCUCAGCCCACUUCCCGGAUCUGCCGCCGCUGCUGGAGAUUGAGAAAAACCAAAGUCUGUCACUGCUGAACAGUCACUUCAGCAUGUCCACCACGGUGCCUUUGCUGCCCUCACAGGUGGAGGUGGGCGCCAUGCACUGCCAUCCGGCAAAACCCUUGCCAGAGCGUAUGCAGCGUCUGUCUCCCACACUGCAGGAUCUGGAGUCGUGGAUCGCAGGCGCGGGCACUGAGGGCGUAAUCUACUUCAGUUUAGGGUCCCUCGCCCGCGGUGACAGCAUUCCGCCAGAGUACCGCCAAGCCUUUCUCGAGGCUUUCAGCAGACUGCCGCAGCGCGUCCUAUGGAAAUACGAAGGAGAGUUGGAGGGCGCGUCUGAUAACGUGAGGAUCAGCAGCUGGUUGCCUCAGCAAGACAUCCUCGCUCACAACAACGUAAAGGUGUUCAUCUCCCACGGUGGCCUCCUUAGCCUUCAGGAGUCUGUCUUCCACGCCAAGCCCCUCCUCGUCAUCCCCAUCUUCGCUGACCAAUGGAGGAAUGCUUUGUUUGUGGAAAAUUCGGGUCUGGGUCGUUCGUUGAAGUGGGAGGAACUUACUACUAACAAGAUAGUUGAUGCCCUCAACGACGUCAUAACAAACCCAAAGUACACAGAGACCGUGUCAGCAAUGUCGGCGUCCUUGAGGGAUCAGCUGAAUACGCCGCAGGAACGCGCCGUGUUCUGGUCGGAGUACGUGAUCCGCCACCGAGGGGCGCCGCAGCUGAGGUGCCCGGCCACCCAGCUGUCCUGGGUGGAGUUCCUGCUACUAGAUGUGGUGGGCCUCUUGCUGCUGGCUCUCCUUGUGCUGCUGCUCCUUCUACGUCGUCUACUUAGGGCAAUCCUCGGCGUAGUCUUUAGUAGCCGACUCAAAAAGAAGUCGGAGUAACACCGCGGCAAUGUGAACCCUGUGUGUACUGAUGUAUUCUUGUGUAGAUGCUUAGAGAAACAGGCCAAUACUUUACCAGGAAAGUGGGUGUUAUUGCACUCCAUGAAUCUGGUUUCUCCUGAAUAUAAUACUUUUCAUUACUCAUCCCUAUUUUAGUACCAUUAGUAAGCACCGUCUCUUCAAAAUAACAAUUUCAAAAUAGCAAAUAUAAUGACAUUUCCGAAAUCAAGCCACAGAAUCAUCAUCUGAGGAGGCAAUCGCAAACGUGUUAAAGCAAACCACAUAAACGACAACUACUAGAACAGGGGCUCUUAACUUUUUGAUGAUCUCAGACCCCCCUUUGGAUUGCUCAGCAUGGUCACAUACCCCUUAGCUUGACUGCCAAAAUCAUCAUCACAAGUCCUGUUUAAUAUAUAUUACAUAAUAAUAUUCAGAUAUUAAGUCCUAUACCCCAUGCAUUUGGCUCUCAUACCCCCAAGGGGUAUGGAUACCCCCGGGUAAGUACUCCUGUACUAGAAGCAUCUUGAUAGUUCCUCCAUUUUUCUUACUAAUCUUUGUGCGACAUUCACUUCACUCUUACUGGUGCAACACUUUUUUGUUUCUUUAAACCUCACCCUCCCUUUGUUAUGAUACAAGUUCCUGAGGAUAUUGACCGUAACCACUAUUCUGUCCCAUCCCCGUCGUUCCCUUCUGUAGUCUGAGCUUCAGCUCAAAGGAGGCUGUUGCGUUUAUGUCCGCGGUGACAUUCUUGCUCUCAAGUUUACUGUCUGGAACAUUUAGAAUAAUUCUCAGUCCAGCGAAUACGUACGAAUCUGUAACCCUGCACCAAACAUAUUCAUGCUGUAUAUUUCUAUCUCCAUUCUGUUGGCUAUGCAAAAUUCAUUUUAUUGGUUAUGUAAACGAUUUCAUUUGUUGUAAACUUCAUUUAUUGGCUAUGCAAACUUCCGUUUACUGGCUGUGUGAAAUUCAUUUUACUGGCUAUAAAAAUUCAUUUCACUAGCUAUGUAAACUUCAUUUUACUGGGUAUGUAAACAUAAUUUUACUGGUUAUGAAAACUUCAGUUGAGGAUGUAAACAAUUUAACUGGCUAUGUAAACUUCAUUUUACUAGAUAAACUUCGUAUUACUGGCAAGGAAAACUUCAAUUUACUAUGUACACUUCGUUUUACUGGGUAAAUAAACUUAUUCGACUUUGAAA